ACCCAAAGUUCUUUACUAUCACUUCACUCUAUGUAUUCUCUGCAUUUCCAUUUCACAAUCAAACCAAAAAACUAUGAAAUCAACAAGAAACUAUCAUCAAUCUGUUCAUGGAAAUCGAGUUUCUCGUCUUUGGAAUACGUUAAAUUCGAUUUGAAGAAUGAGAAUUUUAAAACUUAUUAUUAUAGAAAAGGGGAUUUUUUAGGAGGAGAUGCAAUGGGAGUAGAGAAAAAUGUUGGAUGUGAAGUGGAAGUUGUUUCGUGGAGAGAACGAAAGAUUAAAGCUGAGAUAUUGGUGAAUGCUGAUGUUGAUUCUGUUUGGAAUGCUCUUACUGAUUAUGAAAGGCUUGCUGAUUUUGUCCCAAAUCUUGUUAGCAGUAGGAGAAUCCCUUGUCCACGUCCUGGACGUAUUUGGUUGGAGCAAAGAGGUAUCCAACGAUCACUCUAUUGGCACAUAGAAGCUCGUGUUGUAUUGGAUCUCCAAGAAUUCAUUAAAUCGGAUAAUGUUCGCGAACUCCAUUUCUCUAUGGUUGAUGGUGACUUCAAGAAGUUUGAAGGCAAAUGGUCAGUGAGAGUUGGAACAAGGUCUUCAACAGCUAUACUAAGUUAUGAAGUUAGUGUCAUACCAAGGUUCAACUUUCCUGCAAUUUUCUUGGAGAGGAUUAUCAGGUCAGACCUCCCGGUAAAUCUUCAAGCGUUGUCCUGUAGAGCUGAAAACAGUUAUCAAGGUUAUCAGAGUGUUACCAAAGAGGAACCUGGCUCUUACCUUAUUUCCACUAAGACAGAUAUUGAUCAUGUCAUAUCCCACGAAAAUAAAUCUUCCGGUGAAAACUUAAAGGACAAGUUUGUCAAAGCCACCUUUGGCCCAUCGACACCAGUUAUAAGUGAUUGUGCUUUUUAUGAAGCGGUAUCAUGA
Messenger RNA from Solanum stenotomum, 912 nucleotides. RefSeq lists its product as uncharacterized. Gene Ontology annotation, biological process: regulation of photosynthesis, light reaction. Bases 31 to 912 code for a protein of 293 amino acids. Lineage: Eukaryota; Viridiplantae; Streptophyta; Magnoliopsida; Solanales; Solanaceae. The transcript has 5 exons. The record is from RefSeq and is a predicted model, not a curated record.